This is a messenger RNA of Melopsittacus undulatus (budgerigar), 678 nucleotides long. RefSeq names its product claudin 19 (gene CLDN19). Gene Ontology annotation, molecular function: structural molecule activity. The transcript is spliced from 5 exons. The record is from RefSeq and is a predicted model, not a curated record. Bases 1 to 678 code for a protein of 225 amino acids. Gene Ontology annotation, cellular component: bicellular tight junction; plasma membrane. Gene Ontology annotation, biological process: bicellular tight junction assembly; cell adhesion. Lineage: Eukaryota; Metazoa; Chordata; Aves; Psittaciformes; Psittaculidae.
AUGGGCGGCAGCGGGGCUCGGGAGCUGGCCGGGUACCUGCUGGCGCUGGCCGGGUGGGUGUCGGCGCUGGCGGCCGCGGUGCUGCCGCAGUGGAGGCAGAGCUCGUACGCGGGGGACGCCAUCAUCACGGCCGUGGGGCUGCACGAGGGGCUCUGGAUGAGCUGCGCCGCGCAGAGCACCGGCCAGGUCCAGUGCCGCCUGCACGAUUCCCUGCUCUCCCUCGACGUUCACAUCCAGACCUCCCGCGCCCUCAUGGUGAUUUCUCUCCUCCUGGGCUUCUUCGGCAUCAUCGUGAGCGUGGUGGGCAUGAAAUGCACCAAGGUCGGUGAGGAGGACCCCGUAACCAAGAGCCGCAUUGCUGUUGCUGGAGGUGUCCUCUUCAUCCUCUCGGGUCUGUGCACGUUGGCUGCCGUGUCCUUGUAUGCAACACGGGUGACUUAUGAGUUCUUCAGAGAGAGCAGCGUCCCCAUCAACGCCAGGUAUGAGUUCGGCUCAGCUCUGUUCAUCGGCUGGGGAGCCACCGGCCUCAUGAUGCUGGGGGGGUCCCUCCUGUGCUGCUCCUGCCCCCCCAAGGAGCGGCGAGGACAGCGCAGCUAUCGGCAUUCCCAGCCUUCCACAGCCCGGGAACCCCCUGUAAAAAUGCCUUCUUCACCCAUCAGGGGAGAGCAGUGCUUAUAG